Messenger RNA from Myotis lucifugus (little brown bat), 510 nucleotides. RefSeq names its product keratin-associated protein 10-3-like. Gene Ontology annotation, cellular component: keratin filament. The record is from RefSeq and is a predicted model, not a curated record. The transcript has 3 exons. The annotation marks the transcript as partial. NCBI's taxonomy places the organism in Eukaryota, Metazoa, Chordata, Mammalia, Chiroptera, Vespertilionidae.
AUGGACACCCCCAUGGGGUUUGGGGGUGGCACAGAACCUGUUACCGCCGCGUCUACCCUGUCCGUCUGCUGCAGCGACCUGAGCUGUGGCAGCCAUGUCUGCGCCCCAACCACUCUCCUUGGCUCCUCCAGGCAAGUGGACAAUUGCCAAGAGAGCUGUUGUGAGCCCCCCUGCUGCACCCCCAGCUGCUGCCAGUCCACCAGCUGCACCCCAGCCCCCUGCCUGAUCCUUAUCUGUGCCCCUGUGAGCUACAUGUCCAGCCCCUGCUGCCAGAGGGCCUGUGGGCCCAGUACCUGCCAAUCAACCUGCACCAAUUUCUGCACGCCCUCUUGCUGCCAGCAGUCUAACUGCCUGCCCUCCUGCUGCACCUCCUCCCCCUGCCAGCAGGCCUGCUGUGUGCCCGUCUGCUGCACACACCUACCCUCUUCCUGCGUGUCCCUCAUCUGCCGCCCCAUGUGCAGGCCUGCCUGCUGCGUGCCCACCUCCUCCUGCUGUGGCCCUGCCUCCUCC